Molecule: messenger RNA, 3812 nt
Organism: Dendronephthya gigantea
Lineage: Eukaryota; Metazoa; Cnidaria; Anthozoa; Malacalcyonacea; Nephtheidae
Exons: 2
Coding region: 1069-2580 (503 amino acids)
Source: RefSeq, a predicted model, not a curated record
UCAUAUUAUCGAGUUACUCAAAGUGUUUUGCCCAAGAUUACAAUAAUAAUGACUUAUAGAAAUUAUGCAUGUAUUGUUGAAUUAUGUAAAUUACGCCUAUAUAAACCAAAAAACAACCACGCCUAGUUAGAUUCAAAUGAACUUCAUCGAAGGAACUAGGAGUAACUAUAAAUUUGACUAUAUGUGUAUAUAUGUAUAAUAAACAUCACGAAAUCGUAUAGUACAAGUAAAUGCUCCUGGUUAGCCGAAGUUGUUCUGGCUCCGGAUAAAACCGCCAAUACGUGCCAAACAGUCAAAUUUAUAUCUGGAGAAGUAAUCUGAUAACAGUAGAAGAAGAACGGAAGACUACUAGAGAGUCAAGCUCACGAAAUCGUAAGAUACGCUAUAUCGGCAACACAGCCUCAGACGUAAAGCUUAUCUGGACUGAUUGAAAGCAUCUCCUAGCAGUAUUAUCGAAAACAUUCUUCCUACAUACAGAGGAACUAUUAAUGAAGGUAGGAGAAAACCAGUUUAUUAAUAUACGUACAAAAGUACUGUAGAAGAUCAAAAGUAUGGUCAACCAAGCAAAGUUCGAACAAUUUGAAGGAAUGCGUAAUUAGACAUUUCACUUACAAGCAUUCAAAUCACAAAAUUUACAUAAACGAUAAACAAGGAUAUUAACGGAUUAAGUAAAGAAAUGCCGCCUAAGAUAGACGUGUCGUUGUUAUCAGCAGAGCGGGACAAUAUGGUUAAUUCCCUAUAUAUGAAUUAUUUGAAGAAUUUCAAGUACUUUACACGGUGGAAGCGGAAUUUUCAACGUUAGAAAAUGUGUACAAACGAAUUGAAACGAAAUAUAGACUCGUGAGACAACAACAAGAAGUAAUUAUUGAUAAAAUAGUAGAAGGCAAAGUAAGCGAUUCCGGUGAAGCGGAAAAUUUACUCGAAAGUAAUAAGAAAAUUGGUGCUCAAAUAAAGACUAACUAUUUAAAUUGUACUAAAAGUUUCGCUGAAUAUCAAAAGAGGUGCUCUUUGAAUAAGUCAGAAGAUAAACCAGACAGUAUUGCGACUUUGACAUUCGCUGUAACCAAAAUGGCAGAGGCGCUUACUUCAACAAAAAUCGAUAAAACAAAUUCUUUAGAAAAACUCUCAGUCCCGGUAUGGGACGGCAAACGAAAAUCUUAUUUGACAUGGAAACAUGAAUUUAAACAUUGGAUGGAAAAAUGUAGACAAGACGAAGAAGAGCAGUUAAAGAGAUUUUGCAAAGCUUUACCAAAAUAUUCUUUUUGGACCGACCAAGUAAAAUAUUGCAAAUCGGUAGAAAAAGCAUUUGAAAUUCUAGAUAAAGAAUUUGCAGACAAAAGAAAACUUAUAGAUGAUUUAUUAAACGAAAUAAUCUCCUAUAAGCAAGUAAAAGGCGAUUCAGCCUCACUUUCACGUUAUGCUACUAAAAUUAUGAGCUUUACAAAUGACAUGGAAGAAAACGGAUGCCCGGUAACAGAUUCAAACGAAGCUCCAUUUAUUAUGUCACAAUUUCUGUCUAAAUUAGAGUCAAAAGAUAACGCUGACUUCGGUCGUGAUAUGAUUCGGGAAGAAAAAGAAGAAAAUAUAACAAAUCUUAUUGAAUGGUUAUAUAGAGAAGCAAAUUUAAGAUCGAGAGGAAAGCGGUUUAAUGCUAAUGAUAGUAGUAAUCAAUCUAUUAGUCAUAAACCAACAAAAAUUAACGCUGUUAACAGUUCCUAUAAUAAGAAAAUUGAAAGUGCUCCUAAAAAUAACUCCGAAAAUAGUAACAAUGCGAAAACUAAACAGACUGAAGAGGAGUCAUGCCCAUUAAAUUGUCAAAGCGACCAUUACCUCUCGGAAUGUCCUGUUUAUCAAAAUUUAAGCGUUAAUGAACGAUGGGAAGUUGUUAAGCAGAAUAAUCGCUGUCGAAAAUGUCUAAUGACCCAUCACACAAAUACGUGUAAAAAAGCAGACGGGACAACAUGCAAACAAUGUACUAAACCUCAUCAUUAUUCAUUGCACAAUUAUCGAAGAAAUCCCGAAUCCGUGAAGUUAAAUCAACACUUUAAUCCAUUGACAUCUGAAAUUAAUAUAGAAAGGUCACCAAAAUCUACACUAGAGACACAAAAUGGCAAUGUUCAAGAGAACAACAAAAUAAAAGGAAUAUGUCCUGUACAAAAAAUUAGAGUAAGAAAUAAAGAUGGAGAAUUUGUUGAGAUUUUGGCAAUGAUAGAUAGUGGACCUAACGUAAGUUUGAUGUCGAAAGCUACAGUAAAACGACUUGGUUUAGAAGGACCUGAACUUCACAUGACUAUGAACUUAGCUGGAGGUAAACAAAAGUCUGAAAAGUCACGACAAAUCGAAAUAUCUGUGGCACCAAUUAAUGAUGAUCAAAUAAUAAAAACUUUGCAUGUACUUACCGUUCAGAAACCCUGUAGUGCCGCAAAGACCAUAUCAAAAACUGCGGUAAAAAAUUAUCCUCAUUUAGAGAGUAUCGUUGACAAAUUACACCUCAAUGGUGGAUUGAUCGAUUUACUAAUUGGUACAGAUUUCCCGGCAGCCUUUAUUGACGUUCAUAUUAAACAAAGUGAGCUGGGCUGACCAAUCGCUAAACGAAAUUGCUUUGGUUGGUAUGUUCUCGGUGUCGUCGACAGCGAAAACAAUGACAACGUGUCAAGAACGGUUUCAGUCGAAGUUGGUACCAUAAGUGCAGAAGAAGAUAUAAAGAAGUUGCUUACUCAGGAUCUACUUAGUGUAAAACCUACCAGAAUGUGUACAUGUACGGACGAAAUGUCGAAAGAGAAUAAGUUCAUUAAGUCCCUGGCAAACUCAACGAAGAUAAUCGAUGGACGAGUUGAAGUCAAGAUGCCAUGGAAAGAAAGUCGACCACCACGUCAAAGCAACUACAACAUCGCCUAUCGAAGAAUGCUUUCAUCCGAGAAAACAUUUAAAAAUAAAAAGUGCUUCAAAGAAAUCGAAACAGAAGUACAGAAGUUAAUAGAACAAGCCUUCGUCGUUGAAGUGCCAAUUGAUCAAGUCGACCACAGUAAACCUGAAUGGUACCUCCCGAUGCAGGCAGUAUUUACACCGGAACGUUCAACUAAGAUACGUUUAGUUUUCGACGCUUCCGCAAAAGGUCCAGACAACAAAUCCCUAAACGAUUAUCUAGAAAAAGGUCCAAACUAUAUUAAUAAUAUUCAAGAUGUCUUGUUGGGUGGAGAUGGGACCAUGUUGGAUACUGCGGCGACUUACGUAAGAUGUUUAAUCAAAUUAGGAUACAUCCCGAAGACCAGAUAUACCACCGAUUCUUGUUUCGACGAAAUGAAGACGAAGAUCCUAAGAUUUUUCAAUGGCUACGGUUAAAUUUUGGAGACAAACCCGCACCGGACAUUGCUACAGGAUCUAUUAAGGUAUUAGCUAAAGCCUGCCAAGAAGAUUUAUCCGAAGCCUCCAGACAACUGCAAGACAACGUUUAUGUUGAUGAUAUCGGUGGCUCAGCCCCAACUCCCGAAAAAACCCAAAAGAUUAUUACGGAUAUCGACACCAUCCUAAACACGGGGAAUUUCCAGGUCAAAUCGUGGAAUUCUAAUCACAAGGAAGUUGACAAGUCAAAAGAAAAAUGCACUACCUUCCUCGGAUAUAAGUGGAAUAAAGAAAUUGAUGUAUUCACAUUCAAGAAAGAGCUCGAUAUUAGACCAGAGAAAACAUUCACUAAACGAAGAUGUCUAUCCCUUGUAUCGCAACUUUGGGAUCCUCUCGGACUGGUCUUGCCUGUGAUGAUAAAGUUUAGAGUGGAUCUCCAAGAUCUAUCGGCAUCAGGCUUUUCGUGGGAU